Molecule: messenger RNA, 335 nt
Organism: Acanthisitta chloris (rifleman)
Lineage: Eukaryota; Metazoa; Chordata; Aves; Passeriformes; Acanthisittidae
Gene: LYVE1
Product: lymphatic vessel endothelial hyaluronan receptor 1
Exons: 2
Biological process (GO): cell adhesion
Cellular component (GO): plasma membrane
Molecular function (GO): hyaluronic acid binding; transmembrane signaling receptor activity
Source: RefSeq, a predicted model, not a curated record
GCUUCGGCUGGGUGAAGGAGGGAAUUGCCGUCAUCCCUCGGGUGACCUCCAACAGCAGAUGUGGCAGGGGAGGGACUGGCCUGGUGUCGUGGCAUGCGGAUCACGUCCGGGAAUUCCAGGUUUACUGCUUCAAUUCCUCAGAUGUUCAGAUUAAUUCCUGUAAGCCAGACCCCAGCACAACCACACAGCCCUCACUGAGUGCAUCCACAGACUCCACACCCUACUCAGCCUGGGAUCUGCCAGAGAACGCCACGGCGGUGCCCACGGGGGCUGAGCCCCAGCACACCGCGAGGCCCAGGCGGUUCCGCGUGGUGUGCGUGAGCGAGACGCUGCCG